AUGUCGAGAAGUGAACUCCAAUUUGACCCAACUCAAACGCAAAUGGACAAUGAUCUGUCGAGAAGCGAAGCCCAGCUUGUCCCACUUUACAGACACUUGAAUAAUUCGAUCUCAAAGGGAACCAGCAACGCCAUCGCACGCGUUGACACAUCAGCACAGAGGGACGAAUACGGACAGUACCAAAUUAUUCCACUUAUGAAGCAACUCAAUCGUGAUUGUGUCCGAAUCGUCCGAGAAUAUGAAUUGGAACUUGCGCUGAAGAAGGAACCGUCUUGUAUGCCCACAAACUAUGAUGGCACAUCUGAGAGUGGCAUUACAGCCGAAGAAACCAAGCGAAGAUCGAAUUUACUUAUAAGGAAUCCAUCUGCAGUAUAUCGUGCUUCCAUAUCAUACCGGCUAGGCUUUAGAUUUGGGGAUCGUUACUAAUGAAAAUCAUUCUUCUAGCUCAUACAUUCCUCUUUGAGAUUGACGCAGGGUGGAAUACAUGA
This is a messenger RNA of Hymenoscyphus albidus, 488 nucleotides long. The record is from the annotation of a GenBank genome assembly. Lineage: Eukaryota; Fungi; Ascomycota; Leotiomycetes; Helotiales; Helotiaceae.